AUGGUUUCCCAUCCCCCUCAACCAGGCCCAUCCAACUCUCGAGCCUCUCAAGCACCUGAUCAACGACUCUCAACCGAACCCCCUCAAACACUCAAACUUCUGCUGAUCGGGUCCUCCUCAGUUCAGUCCAUCUUACCAUCCAUUUGUUUCAUGGAUCCUCAAACGAGAAAAAGAAGCGCAGAAUACCAAGUAUUUUUAUCCGCCGAAGAGUCAUCAGCAACGAUUGGGGUUGACUUCAAAUUCAAAUUGAUCGAUCAUAAAGGGAAAAGAUACAAAUUAAGCAUCUGGGACACUGCUGGUCAAGAACGGUUCCGGACUUUGACGAGUAGCUAUUACCGCGGUGCUCAAGGGGUUUUACUAGUGUAUGACGUCACCAAUCGAGCUUCGUUCGAAUCAUUACCCUCUUGGUUUAGCGAAUUAGAUACGUUCGCUCAUUCACCACAAGAUGUAGUACGAGUGAUUGUUGGAAACAAAGUGGAUAAGGAUGAAUCAAGGACAGUUUCAACUGAAGAAGGACGGGCAUUUGCGAGUGAUAAUCAUGCGAUGUUUUUCGAGACGAGUGUGAAGACGAGGAAGGGAGUGGAUGAAGUAUUUGAAGCGGUGGUCGACAAGAUCAUCGAUUCAAUUUCUCUACAACGAGCCAGACAGGGUUACCGUAAUGACUCGAGAACGUUACCCGGCAGUAUCGACUUGGAUGCUUAUAGUGACGAUGACCAAGCCGGAAGUUGGUGUAACUGUUAA
Puccinia graminis f. sp. tritici CRL 75-36-700-3 is the source of this 741-nucleotide messenger RNA. RefSeq lists its product as uncharacterized. Gene Ontology annotation, molecular function: GTPase activity; GTP binding. Lineage: Eukaryota; Fungi; Basidiomycota; Pucciniomycetes; Pucciniales; Pucciniaceae. The coding region runs from base 1 to 741 and encodes 246 amino acids. The record is from RefSeq and is a predicted model, not a curated record. The transcript has 6 exons.